AUGAUGAUUACUGGAAUGCAUACUGUUGCUGACAUCUUCUGUGUUGGGUGUGGCUCAAUUGUGGGGUGGAAAUAUGAGGCUGCUCAGGAGAGGAUCCAGAAGUACAAGGAAGGGAAAUUUAUUCUUGAGAGGUUUAAGGUCUUGGGUCCUGAUGGAAGCAACUACACCGUCAGCCAGGAAGCUCGGGUUGGUGGCAGUGACGCCGAUGAUGCUUGA
Molecule: messenger RNA, 216 nt
Organism: Ilex paraguariensis (yerba mate)
Lineage: Eukaryota; Viridiplantae; Streptophyta; Magnoliopsida; Aquifoliales; Aquifoliaceae
Source: the annotation of a GenBank genome assembly